Messenger RNA from Manihot esculenta (cassava), 1885 nucleotides. RefSeq names its product ultraviolet-B receptor UVR8. The transcript is spliced from 4 exons. Lineage: Eukaryota; Viridiplantae; Streptophyta; Magnoliopsida; Malpighiales; Euphorbiaceae. The record is from RefSeq and is a predicted model, not a curated record. Bases 169 to 1533 code for a protein of 454 amino acids.
AGCUUGUGAAUAAAAAUAUUAUUUUACACUCAUUACCCAACAUUUUUUUAUCGAUUACAACGUGUAAAUUUUUUUUUUCUGCAGAUUUUUAAGGCUGGAGUGAAGGAGGAGGAGCAGAACGGAACCUCAUGAUCGUUGAUCAAUGAGCCCAAAUGAUACGAGAAGAAAAUGUGGAGAAUUAGAGCGGUGUUACAGAGAGGGCAAAAGCUUAUCAAUUCCAUUGCGGGUAACCCAACAAGAAGAUGUCUGAGCAGCAAUAGCUCUUGUAAUUAUGGUGGGUGUACAAAAGUUAUGAGCUUUGGUGAUGGCAGCCAUGGAGCUAUUGGACUACCCACAUCUCUUACUGGCCUUGGAACCGACGCAUACGAACCCAUAUGCAUCCCUGGCCUUCCCUCCGAUAUUGUGGGAGUUAGCGCCGGCCACUACCACUCCCUUGUCAUCACUUCUCAAGGGGAGCUUUGGGCCUGGGGCCGCAACCAUGAGGCCCAGCUCGGCCACAGCCUGCUUGCCUCCAGCAGAGAUACAUGGAAUGAGCCAAAGAGGGUAGAAGGGUUGAAUCAAGUCCAAGUCCUUUCUGCAUUUGCAUCUGGUGUUGUCUCUGCAGCAAUCGGAGAUGAUGGCUCUUUGUGGAUUUGGGGGAAGUCUAAGCGGGGUCAGCUUGGUCUUGGGAAAGGAAUCAAGGAGGCCUUGGUACCAGCCAGAGUUGAAGCACUUGCUGGAGAAAAGAUAGCUAAGGUAUCAUUUGGUUGGGGGCAUGCCCUUGCAUUGACUGAGGAAGGAAAGUUAUUUGGCUGGGGUUAUUCAGCUGACGGUAGGUUAGGAAAGAUUACCGGAGCUGUAGAGGCGUCUCCACUGGAUUCACGUGCAGAUAUGGUUAAAUCUAACCAACAACUUUCAAAAUCAAUUCUGGAAGCUGUAGAAAGGCAUGUCUUAGAAGGAAUGGAGAAUGAAAAAGACAUGCCAAUAGUCUGGGAUCCUUGUUUAGUGGAAGAAUUACAUGGAACUGAAGUUGUAGACAUUGCCUGUGGGCUUGAUCAUUCCUUGGUUCUUUGCCGUGAUGGCACUUUAUUGAGCUCUGGAAGCAAUAUAUACGGUCAGUUGGGCAGAGCAAAUCAUGAAAUAGGAUUGUUUCCAGUUGAUAUAAACUUCCAGCUGUCGUCGAUAGCAGCAGGCCUUGGCCAUUCUUUGGCAAUUAGUGGAGUUGUGUCAUCAGAAGGAAAUGCAACUAGUAUUGUUUCAUGGGGAUGGAAUCAGAACUCCCAGCUUGGAAGGAUAGGACCAGAGAACCUCCCACUGGAGGUUGAGGGAUUGGCAGGAGAGAGUAUCGUUUCAGUGUCCGCAGGGCGAGUACAUUCCCUUGCCCUCACAUCCAAAAGAGAGGUGUGGGUUUGGGGCUGUGGUAAGAAUGGCAGACUUGGGCUGGGGAGUUCUACUGAUGAAACUGAACCUGUCUUGCUUGAUAAUUUAGACAGUUAUGAAGUUUUACAAGCUGUGUCAGGCUUUGAUCAUAAUCUAGUCUUGAUAGCUCAAUGAUGCAUGUUGAAAAGAAUUAUUGUAGUUAGAUGAUUCCUGCAGUUUUGCUUUUGCCAAAUCUCUUACUGAUUUCUUGGGUUUUUAGAAGCAAAAGUUAAUCUUUCACAACCUUUAGUCGAUUUUACUGCGGAUGCUGGAGGCCAUCUCUCACAGCACAUACAUCUACAUGUCAUGCUCAUAUCCAUGACUUGUUACAUUAUUCCAUCCAUGUAUUAUUAUUAUUAUUAUUAUUAUGGUGAGAUGUAACUUCAUAUUGGGCUAUGACAUUUGUGUUUUGCCAUCAAGAUUAAGGUUCUGUACCUGCUGUAUUUUCUGAUUUAUCGUAAUGAAUUUGCAUUUUUGACCUCAAAAA